Limulus polyphemus (Atlantic horseshoe crab) is the source of this 1385-nucleotide messenger RNA. Its product is annotated as soluble guanylate cyclase 88E-like. The record is from RefSeq and is a predicted model, not a curated record. Lineage: Eukaryota; Metazoa; Arthropoda; Merostomata; Xiphosura; Limulidae. The transcript has 6 exons. Gene Ontology annotation, biological process: receptor guanylyl cyclase signaling pathway; cGMP biosynthetic process; intracellular signal transduction. The coding region runs from base 295 to 1257 and encodes 320 amino acids. Gene Ontology annotation, molecular function: guanylate cyclase activity; peptide receptor activity.
UGAAUGAGGUGCUUAUAUAGAGUAUUUAGAUAGAGGGCGUAUUGAAGUUGAUGGAGAAAUUUGUAAAUUAGAAUUAGCCAUGUGCAUUCAAGUAGGGUAUCAAUCACUGGAGCAAGUGUUUUCAAUGUUUAAAUGGAUAAAGAGUGGAUACCUUGGAGAUCGAGAACUACCUAUAGUGCCAGUUAAUAUACCCAGUUUUAAUAAGAAACUACAUCUGUAAGUGUAGUUACAGACAGCUAAUAUACCUAGUUUUAAUAAGAAACUUUUUGGGUUGAGACGAUUGGGGACGCCUACAUGGGGGUAUCUGGUGCGCCUGAUGUGGACCCUAAGCAUGCAGAAAACGUAUGUGACAUGGCUUUGGAUAUGGUGCAGGUUAUUGGAGGCCUAAAAGAUACGUCUACUGGUCAAAGUCUCAAAAUUCGUGUUGGUGUUCAUUCAGGAGCGGUGGUGGCAGGAGUCGUAGGUAUGAAGAUGCCAAGGUACUGCUUGUUUGGAGACACCGUCAACACAGCGUCUCGAAUGGAAAGCACUAGUGAGGCUCUGAAGAUACAUAUUAGUGAGAUAACAAAACAACAGCUUGAUGACAAUGAUUGGGAGAUCUCAGAACGAGGAACUAUUCCUGUAAAGGGCAAAGGAGAAAUGAAGACUUACUGGUUAAACAAAAGGAAAGGUGACAGACGCCCAGUAACAAAUCAACCAAAGAUUUCAUGUACACCACCCAAGGUGGACAAUGAAGACACUCGCUCCUUAUAUACUCCUGUCACAUUUGAUGAAGUUGCUAGACGGUCUGCUUCUCCAGCUUUAACAUCGCAACCAGUAAGUACACCUGUGAUCGAGAUUCCUGAUACAACGAUCAAACCUGGUAACGGGAAAAACGUUGCGCCCGCUACAACAGGGCCAAUGUUACUGUCUGUUUCAAGCCAUUCUCAUUCCUCUCCUGCCAAUCAACAUUGUCAACGAUGUAAAAAAGUGCGAAUUCCCAAACAAGCCUGGACUAAUGAACCCGUUUAUCCAGGAGUAAAUGGAUGGAUGAAGCCACAUCAAUUCAACCAUCACCACCAUUGGCACAACAGUGGACCCUACCAUAUGUAUGGUAGCCAAUUAGCUUACUCGUCUUACUUUCCCAUGUACUACGAAAGCCACAUGAAAAACUAUGGCAGAGGACAACUUUCCAUGUUGAGUAAUGGGAGAGACCACAGCUGUUGUUGGAACAAGUCGGAGAGGGCUAUUAAUACCAAUACUUGUUCUAUUCUAUAAUACAGACAACAGAAAACUCGACGUUUCUGGACGCCACACUGCGACGCAUCUGCGUAUAAGGUAAACCGACACCUACCGACAAAAGAUUCCUUAAACUGAAAUUUCUCAGAUUUUUCGGCAUACUAUUU